Messenger RNA from Haliotis rufescens (red abalone), 2501 nucleotides. RefSeq lists its product as uncharacterized. The transcript has 12 exons. Gene Ontology annotation, molecular function: protein binding. The record is from RefSeq and is a predicted model, not a curated record. Bases 99 to 1595 code for a protein of 498 amino acids. NCBI's taxonomy places the organism in Eukaryota, Metazoa, Mollusca, Gastropoda, Lepetellida, Haliotidae.
CUCGUGUUAUUAAUAAUGGCAAGAUUUGUUUUAUCCGCAAACCAAACUUGUAUUAGCAACUUGUCGGACAUAGAAGCAACAGAAAAGUUUCAACGAAAAUGGCAGCCAAGUCCGGUCUUGAUGUGUAUGUAAAAUUGCCGACAGGCAGAAACUGUCAGUAUGACUUGCUCCCGACUGCCACCAUCCGCACUGUCUGUGAGCGUGUCGCGCGGGAAGAGGAAGUGGCUGAAGAGGUGGUCCGCAUAAAAUACCAGGGGAAAGUCCUCAACAAGUCCCUCUCGCUGGACUAUCUCGGAGUUCGGGCAGAGACUAUCCUGAAGGCUGAGAUAGUCACUCCAAAGCUGCUGAACUUGCUGGUAAAGUUCCCGGAUGGCCGCACUGAGGAGUAUGCCAUGCAGAAUACAAACAAUUUCCGCCACCUACAAAACAAAAUAGCAGAGGCGGAAUGUGUGUCGUUUACCAACGUCGUCCUCAAGAGUGAAGGGAGACAACUCCUAGAUGUUACUUUGUUGGAUGCGGGGAUCACCGAUGGCUCUGUUAUCAAAGUGGAAAUUAAAAAAGUCGGAUCUGAAAUAUCGGAGGGUGCGUCAGCGACCCCGGUGUCUGAGGAGAUCAACCAGGAACACCUGUGUGAGAUCAUGGGUAGUUUUGACAAUGGAGGCCGGCGAGUGGAGGUCGUAUUUUCCUUCGACACAACAGGGAGCAUGUACAGCUGUUUAAAUGAGGUCCGACGGAAGCUGCGAGACACGUGUUCGCGCCUCAUCGCCGACAUCCCGUCCAUCAGGAUCGGCCUCAUUGCCCAUGGAGACUACUGUGACCAAGACUCCCAAUACGUCCUGCGGUCGAUUGACCUGACGUCAGAUGUCCAGAGACUGGUCAGUUUCACCAUGGAUGUACCGCAGACAGGCGGCGGCGACACUCCCGAGUGUUAUGAGUGGGUGCUCCGCAAGGCUCAGCAACUCGACUGGUCUGAGGAGUCGGCCAAAGCACUGGUGGUGAUCGGAGACGCCGAACCCCACCCCCCAUCGUACACUGACCAGAACAUCAACUGGAAGGACGAACUGGACGUGCUGACAGGCAUGGGCGUCAAGGUGUAUGGGGUGAAAGCGAACUCUAGUUCAGCAUCUGCCAAACCUUUCUACGAAGAACUUGCCGAGAGAUCCGGGGGAUGCUUCUUGGAGCUCCGUCACUUCAACGUCAUCACAGAUAUGUUUCUGGCAGUAUGUUACCGGGAGUCUAAUGAAGAGCAACUGGACGCCUUUGAGCGAGAGAUUGAAGAGAAGGGGGAAAUGACGGAGGAAAAGAAAGAAAUGUUCAAACAAUUGGAGGAAAAAUCGCCCGAGACGAAAGCUAAAGCGAAAAAAGAGCGCAACGUGCUAUCCGACUGGUGGAAUGUAUCACACGCCACGGGCACUCCCCAGUUCUCCUACCAAGCGAAUGACGAUCAGUGGGUUAAAUACGUAGCUCCUUGCAGUAGUUACAGGCCGACGUUUGGAGCAUCGACUUCUUCCUCAGCACGAGUUCCGUCAUCUCUUCCCUCAUCAACUGUCUCACAGAGAAAGAACAAACGAAAGCGGGCUUGCGUCGUCAUGUGAAGUGAGCUUCCGACUGUCUUCAUCUGUUACUUGUGUUGCCAGCACAAUGUCGCCAACACGUCUUGACUUGACACUCACGUCACACGUGUUUUUAGAACUUGUUUAUGGCUCAACAAAACCGGCUCCUAUUUUGCACCUGAUUUGCAUCAAGUUCGACGGAAGAGUGCUCUGUAUGCGGUUGAUGGAACAUAAUUAAGUCAGAGUGUCAGCACUGAUUGUUACAUGGUAAAUGGGACCCUGCACGCGCGCUUUCACCAGCAGCUACUUUCAGAUAAUCCUGAAGUUCGUGAAAAUAUACACUGAUCGUAUGACACAAUGGAAAUCAUAUAGAAACAGCCGAAAUUGUGAAAAUCAGUGCUCCGGUAGUUUCAUAUCUAUGAAAUUGUACAGAUUCAAAUGUUAGAUUACAACUCUGGCUUUUAACCAUAUUUGAUGAAGCUAUCUGGGCAUAUUCGUGUAUAUACGGAAAUUUAUAGUUGUUGCCUUACUUUUUUCCUUCAGAAUAUGAAUAAGACUUGCUGUGUUGCGGGGGUUGGGGGAGGCACAGGUGGCCCAGUUGUAAAUUCGCCGCAAUUUGCUGUGCAGAUCAUCACUUCGAGCUUUCCUCCCACAUUAAGCUGACACGCCGUGAUAUAACUGGAAUACUGUUCAAAGCGGCGUUAACCCCAACUCACUCACUCACUCAGACUUGCCGAAAAAGUAUUACAGCCCGUGUAACUUGGUUCGUUGAGCUCGCCGUACAUUCCAGCAUGGAUUGUUGAUCCUGCUGUGAUUGGUUGUUGGAUUGUUUGUUGUUUAACGCCGCACUCAGCAAUAAAUAUUCCAGAUUUAUGACGGCGGUCUGUAAAUUAUCGAGUCAUUGACAUCAUGAGCAUCGAUCCACGCAAUUGGGAUACGAUGACAUGC